UGUGGUUACAUUCAUAUUUGUUUUUUAGUGUUCUAGAAAAUAUCAGAAGUUAGUCCUCUCGUCAGUUUCGAUAAUUUGAGUCCUCAGUUGUCUACUUAAAAAAUCAGAUGUGAAUCCGGAUCCUUGUAUUUCAGUGAUGUUCAGUGUCGCCGUGAAUUUAGAAGCUUUAUUGUUUGUCUUAAGCACAGGAUAAAAAAAUUGUAAGAAAUUAGUCGUUCCCGGAUAGAUUUUUACUUGGCAACUUCAAUACCUGAAUAAUUUAGUCUGAUUCUUUCUGAUUCUGUUGAGAAACUGCCGAUAAGGUAGGAAGUUUCUCCACCAGUGAGUAAAAUACUUAUUCUUGUGAGUGAAGUCAUCGGUGGACAACCAUCAGCAGCGUAUGGAACCACUUCGACAAAUUCAUGAUCGGCCUCCGAAAUUGAGGUUGCAGUGAAGAUGUCCGUUGAGCCGAUCGUUGAGGACAGCAGCAGCGGCAUAAGUGAACUCGUUGAUUUCAUCGUCAAAAAGUCACCGAGAAAUGUUAUUGAGAUCGCCGUGGCGCCUCCACCAAACGACAACGCACCUGUUGGGGACCUGAUCCGGUAUAUAGACGAGAGCGGAUCUUCGUCUUGUGCAUCGUCACUUUUGGGAGAUUGUGAGAAAUUCGGCCUCGACGAAACGAGAUCUCUAAGUCAUCUUCUGGAAGACAUCGGGCCCGGCGACUUUAGUAUCGAUACAUUGGACGACAUUGCGUCUCUUUCUUGUGGGUAUGGAAGUCUCGAUACUAAAUCCGACCCCGAGUGCGACCAGAAACUUUCUGAACAUCCACGAAAAGCUAAAAGAUUUCCUAAGGUUAUUCUCUCGGCACCGGCCGUCGUCAAGCUAAAUGGCAAUAAGAGUUUGGAGAGACAUCGACAGUCACUGAAGCCUUGCGGUGAGGUGCUGAUGAGACGAUCUUUGGGAUCAGAAGACGUGAAAAUUCAUAACUUCAAUGGAAAAAAUCCUUCCAUUUCGUUACCAUGUUCCACAAAAGCCUCCCCUCGAUCUGAAAAGAGCAACGCCGUUUGCGAGGACAGGUCUUCGAAAUGCUCUUCAAUUAGAUCCUUUCACACGUCUGAAUCAAGCAUUAAAUCUUCCGACAACAUUUUGGACCAUUCAAAUACAUCAAAUGAUAAACUCUCGGUUCCAUUUUUAUCGAGCGGAGAUGUUUUUCAUUGUUCUUCCCCUGUAAUGAUGCCCCCACAGUGCUCACCGCCGCCCAUUCCUCAGGGGGAAUCCAGUUACGUAACCACGGCGUCGUCGUCGUGCUCUCUCACGUCAUCAUCCCCGUCUUCUGCGGAUGAUCGGCAAAAAUCCAACGAUUCUGCUGAGCGUAACGAAAUGCCUGGCGGGCAAACGGACUGCGAUGGUAGUAUAACGUCUGAGUUCGUUGAAUCUAAAAAUGUGAUGAACUCUAGGUCUUCUGACUCGAAUAAAAGAUUGUCCCACUUGCAAUUGAGACUUGAUGAGGAGGCCACCAUGAACACGGCUGGUACUGUCUCUGUUCCUCUCGCCAAUAUGGAUGAAUUUUCUGAAUCGAAAGAUCAAACAUCUGACACUUCUGAUCGAGAAAAGGAAGAUAGGAAAAUUGAUGGCGUACAGAGUACCGAUGCGAGUACUGAUACUGAUGCGAGCACCUCGGAAACUUCAAAUGGAUCUGGAAAAUGUAAGAGCUGUGGAGCAGACGAGGAUUGUUCUUGUGACCAAAAGACGAACCUAGUCAAGGGUUCAUCUUCAGUCGCCGAUGAAAUACACCAAAAAAAUACAGAAAAUACAUCUACCGACGAGUCUUCAGAUAUUUUACCAACCCCUCGUCGCCGUUCAGACAGUUGUUUAAGCGAAAUUAAGUACGGCCAAGUCCAGAAUCAUGUCAUGGACAGCGAUAACGAAGUCGUCACCGACUUGAUAUGCGAUGAGCCUGAGGAAGAAAUGACGGCUUCGUCAACCAUGACAGAAAACACUAACCUUGAUCGGAUAACUGUUGUUCAAGAAGUUAUGACCGAAGGAAAAGAAGUUUUAACUGACAGUUCUGAGGCCGCUGCCGAGAAAGGUUCACAUGAUGAAAAAGUAUCCGAAAGCGCUAGUAAGACUCGCGACGAAAAUGAGAGCCAAACUGCCAGCAUUGAACGACUAAAAUCAAAACGGGACUCUAAAGAGGCACGAAAAUCGGCUCUGAAAGACACGAGAAGCGAGUGCGGAACUUUACCGAAGCGCGAGGCAAAGGUUCACUUCCCUCAGGAAGUUAUAGGCUCCGACUCCAGUUCUGCACCAAGUUUCCUCACUUCCACCCCAGCCCCUACCUCGUCCCCUAAGAGGACCAGUGACCCUCUCUUCUUGGGGAGCUCUCCUGCCCUCGUCAGGUCUCGACCGGACCCGACGUGCCCUCGUCAGUCCCUCGACCCCGGAUCCGACGUGUCUCUGGUAUCGUCAUCAAACACGUCUCCGUGUUUGUCUCGGAUCGCUCCUCCGUACUUGGUCAUCCCGAACGUCUCUGGCACCCCGAACAAGCGACGUACCCCACCACCUUUCAUCACAAUUCCUUCAAGUAUACCCGGUACUCCUACCAGUCCAAGCUCACCUUUUUUCCACCAUUCCUUUACUCCCACUACUCCUUCAGACUCCUUCACGAUACCUUCAACCCCGACGUCCCCUACUGCCUCUGGGAACAUCAUCGCCCCUCAUCACUACAUAUCGUCCCUGCGUGUAGCGUCCAUGCGUGGCACGGCCGACAUGGGUGGCGCACUUGUGGCUAGAGUUGCGGCUUUCCUCCGCACGCAGUACAAGAGUCUCACCAACACCCCUCUCAAGCUGCCCUGGUGUCCCAAGUUCCACUUAUGCGUAAGCAAGUUCUCCUGCAACGUCACGCCCCUGCCGUCACCAGGGGCGCCUCUCCCCAAAGGCGGGGGCGUCUCUAUCCCCGGCCACGCCAUCCUUAGGAACCUCACGCAGAAGGGUGGAAUAGAGAGCCGACCAGGCCGCGUGCUGGUGGAGAGCCACCGCUGCAGCUACGCUAGGAGCGCCCUGCCCUUCAGCCUGGCAUACCACUGGGCAACUGCACCGCAGGACUACCACCUCCACUGCUACAGCGUUGUUAUCGUAGUGACGCUGAGAGACUUCAAAGGAGGUUCAAUAUUCCAGCACUUGUGUAAAGAAGUUCUCCCUAAGCACAUUCUCAGCAAGGAAGCUAUGACCACCUUAUGGAACUACCUCCAUAAAAUCGAUGACAAGGUUUUAUUCCUGCUGGUGGGCUGGGACGAGCUUAACGAAGGUGAGGUGGGUGACCUGCUUGACCUGACGGAGGGGCGGCUACUGCCCGGGUGUACGGUGCUCAUAACCACCCGCGUCGACUCAACCGUCGCUCCCCCAACGGCGGCGCUUAACCGGGUCUACCGCGUCACCGGCAUGUCUAUGGACAGCUGUAAGGAGCACAUCGCUCGGUACUGCUCUGUUAUGGGCAAACCUGACUUCUCGAAUAAGCUAAGUCAAGUAGUGCUGGGCGAGAGGGACAAGUACGGCAGUCUGGCAGAGUGCCACAUCAUGAGCGUGGCUCUGGCACUGCAGUUCGAGGACCUCAGCGGCCGCUUGCCCUCACGGCUCACGGACUUGUACAGCGGACUACUGAAGCACCUGACGAGGGUCAACCUGCUACGACGUGGCGAACCCAUGUGCUACCAUGUCUUGCCUGAUAAAUACAUCAAGCUCUUCCAGGAAUUCGGUAAGCUGUCACUCGAGUCCAUCAAGAACAAGACGUGCUACUUCAGCCUGCACGAGCUGAAGACUCGCUGCCAGCACGGCCAGGAGCUCGUAGACAUGGGCCUGCUUCUGAAGCUGCCUUCUGCGUCCAAGCACACGAGGAAGGAACGAUACGUGCCUCUACACAGCUGCAUGGUGGAGUUCAUGGCUGCAUAUUACCUCUCUGGACUCAUCACCUCUGAGCCGCUGCUGCAGGCUGAGCUCGACGCCCUCGCCCUCAAAGUCAACAUCACCGCCGCGGGGCCGCCGAGCGCGGGAGGCCCCAGCGGAGUGCUGGUGGUGCAGUGGCUGGUGGGGCUACUGGGCCGCAACGCCCACACCGUCAUCAACAUGUUGGCCCAGAUGGCGCCCCUACAUCCUGCCUCCCCAUCCCUUGUUCUCAGACUCCUCAGGGAGAGCGGCAGAGGGCAAAUGAACGUUAUCGAGGUAUGCAAACACGUGUCCAAUCGAGACCACGUGACGAUCCAGAGUUACUCGCCUGAUCUCGAUGAUUGGGCUCGCCUGCUCUACUCGCCCGACUGUUCCCUCGAGACUCUCGAGAUCCUCGUCGAUCUCGACGCCGACAGCCGCCAUCUCGCCGACAGACAAGACGCGUUCUUCACGUCCCUCGCGUUCAAUGAGUCGGUCCGUAACGUGAAGCUCACGUGCGUCUUGGGAGGAAACUUCGGCGAGGCAGAAGUAACUCGGUUGGUGGCUUACGUGCGAAGCGUUCUGACGAAAAAAAGAUUAGAAGGAUUCGAGUUGCAAGUGACUUCGGUUUUAGAUUUUGAUGCUUGCGACCAAAUCUCAGAAAAAAUUUCCGGUAAGGAGGAAGACAAGACCGUGGUUACUGAGCCUCUCGAAGUGACGCAUACUAUAGAAGUUAGUGGAGAAAAAGAGGUGGAGGUGGCGGAGGCGAAUGCCGAAGAAAAAACUUCAGGUGAAAUUUGUGAUAUUAGUGAUAAGGAUGUCUGUAAAAAUGAUGAAAAUUGUGAUUCUAAUGAUGGAUCUAAAGAACCAACGGCGGCUGAAGCGUCGGAACCCAAAGACGAAAAGCCUGACGAAGAACUAAAUUCAAAGGUUAUUUUGCGUGCGCGUAGCGUCGACCGCAGCAGUAGCAGCGGUAGUUCUAAGAGACGUAGCGUUUACGACGUUACGACUGACGACGUCGAGGCUGGAAUAAGCGAGCUGGAAAUGAGCGUGAGUGAACUCAUCGCUCAAGUGGGCAACGACAUCGGACAGAAGCUCAUCGAAGAAGAGUCUGAUGACGACGUGCGUGACGAGGAAACGUCUAAGAACAUUUCGUUACUAGACGAUGAGUGCGAGAACGCGCUCGUCGAUAAUUUUUCCGCUCACGCCAGUAAAAAAGUUGUGGACGAGGCAGCGCGGUCGUCAGCUCGUCGGACGAUCGAGGUGUUAAAUCCCGUCGUGGAGAUGAUCUGUGAUACUCUGCCCGACCUCUCGCCCUCCCUCAACAGGCUGGUGCUAGCUCUCGAGCUCAAUGCUGAACAGAAUGAAACCUCCUUGACAGGUGGUAAUUCCCCUUCUCCGUCCACUGAUGAAGAUCCUUUCAAAGCGAAAUUUGGCAAGAAACUUACGACAGAUGUCCAAAAGCCAUCGCGCGUCUCAGCCGCGGAUUCUGAUGUACGACCAGCAUCGUCUUCUACGGAUGAGAACGAACUUCCAAAAACUCUCGAGUCGAAGACCUUGCCUAAGCCGUCCACUCAGGCGCCACCAAAACCUGCUCAUGCGAAAUUUAAUUCUACAGAUCUUGUAUCCACGACCUUGCAACGGGAUAACCCGAGAAGUGGAUAUCGUAAAUCUACGGCUCAAAGACCACCGUCAAUAUUAUAUUCCCCCAGCCCUUCUCUCCUCGCGUUUUGGUCGUUCACGGACGCCGAGGGCAACCGAAGGUCCGUUUUUAAUUCUUUACCGCGGUCGUUUUACCAGUCGCUGCCUAGGAGGGCGCGGCUUAACGGAUACGUAGCAGGCGAUAAACGUUCCACCGAAACAUCGUCGGUGCUCAUCCAGAAAACUUCUUUCCCUCCUCCCGCGUGUUCCGCUGAGCUUCAUGACAACGGCUUUCAUGAGGUUCUGCAGGUGCUGCGUGCCCCCGACUGCCGAGUGUGUCAGGUGGACCUGAGUAAAUGUACCCUCGGGGCGGAGGACCUCGUCUGCCUCGGGGAGACCGUUCGCUACACCACGUGCCUCACUUCCUUGCACAUGGAGGGCCUCAGCAGGAUGGCUGAGAUCAUCCCUGUCCUCAUAGGACUGCAGUCCAGCAGCAGCCUACAGCUACUGGACCUGUCGUCGCCGCACCUGCUGCUGGGUGACGCUGCCCUGCAGGUUGCGCUCGCAGCUCUCGGCCGCUGUGCGCCGCUCAGGUUCCUUGUGCUCAGCGGCUGGACCUUCCAGCUCGAGAACGAACGGUCGCUGGCAGCGCUCGCGUACUUCCUGUCAGUGACGCAAGUUCAGCACCUGGAGCUCGCAGGCGUGCGUGUCUCCGUCACCGUCCCUGAGGGACCCUUGGCGCGUCUCGGUAGACAGGACGACCUCCUGGGCACUCUUACUGAUGCUGUCCCGCCCCUUGCCAACGAUACCAUCGCAUUCCUCAACAUGGACCACGUCGAGUUGAACGUGAACAGCAGCCUUGUGGUACGAGGGCCAUACCUUAUCCCUCUGCUGCGUUCUCUACCUCGUCUACUGGACCUUUCCUUGGCAGUGAUGUCGUCUUCGACGGCCAAGGGUGACUCCUUGAACACGGACCUCUCCAACACUCUCAACUCGCCCCUCUCUAAUACCCUCAACUCCCCUCUCUCGAACACUCUUCUGAGACAUCAUUCCCCUCAUGUUCCCACGGGGGCCACGCUCCCCAUGUCCCCCCACCAUGACCCACUGUCCCCACAAGGUCCCGGGAUGCAGGAUGCCAACACCAAAGCCCUUUUUGCCAUGAUAGCUUCUUCCUUCCCCUCACUCAAGAGGAUUAACAUGACCGGAUGGAGCUUCUCGCUGGAGAACUGUUCUAAGGUUUUGCAAGCGUGUGGACGAUCGUUGAAAACCAGUGGCCUACGAGAGGUGGUGGUGAAUGGUGUGGUGGUGCGUGGUGGAGGCCGUGGUGCCAGUAGCUGUGGUGAGGCUGAACAUCUUCUCCUCUCAACACUCAUCACAAACCUUCAUCACUUGGUCCACCUCUCCAUCAGUGGAAUGGCUUUAACGACCGCCCAGGCCACUGCCUUUGCCAAGGCGUUACGUGACAAGCUGAGCGCCUCGUCUCUUCUUCUGGACACAAGAAGCAUCCCGUACCCGGCGGUGGCCGCCCUCCGCCAGACGCUGGUCGAGGGCGGCAGACACGACGUGGUGUUCCAGGCAGGCCCCGGUGUCACCUACCACCUCAAGAAAAUAGAGAAGAAAGAGAAGCUGCUCGGCCGAUGGGCGUGCGUGUCCGCUGAUGAGAGAUGAUGAAAUGCCUUCGCAAUGAUUCUUUGAAUGUGAUUUUCAUCUAAGUAAACCAUGCACAUCUUUCUAUUUGAUGUUUGAGUAUGAAAAAUAUAUCUGGUGUAACUUUUUUGCAUGAUGGAAAUAUUUUGUUAUUGAAAUAGCGAUUUGAGGUGGUUUCAAUUGAUGGAAAUCAACGAACUAUUUUCGUUUGAAUGCUUUUUUAUGUUUCUUAUGGAAAUAUUGUGUAGGAGUUUUGAUUUGAAGGCAAUCUCAUAGGUUAGUCUAAGACGACUGUCAAAUACUAGUGAUUGAGGGGAAAUUCGUUGGUCAGUCAACUGUGUUACGCACACCAUCGUGCAAUGAAAUGGCAUAUACAUUACAUGCUGAACUCUCUUUUUAAAGAGCUUGUAUUCUCCCUAUAGUUUCCAUUCGCUUGCCAACAAAAGCAAAAGAUUAUCGUGAAUGGUGUGUACAAUAAACUUUCCCUUCGAUGUCCUGACAUAUUCCAGUGUACAAAUAAAUGUUAGAGAUCUAUUACUGGCCUUCCAAUAUUUACUGUUCAAUGUCCUGAUUUAAAGAAACAGUUUCCCUGUAAUCUAUUAUCAAAUUAACAUUAUAUUUGGUUCACAACAUUUCUAACUUGGAUUCAGAGAGCUACUCAGCUAUUGGAUUCAUCAGUUUGAGGCUUUGUUGUUUGUUGUUUUUAUAUAUUCGUGUAUAUCAAGUGUCAUUCCAUAUAGUCAGGUUCACAUACCAUGUAUAAUUCUUAUGUUAUGAAUCUUGUGUACCAUGCAGAAUUUCCCGUUUGUGUUAUGUUUUGAAAACCUUUGUCAUAUCAAUUAGCGAUACGAAUUUAUUUCUAAAAUCUCUGCCAUUUAUUAAAUAUUUAAUCUGUGACAAGUCGUUUUCAAUCAAUGUUACUUCUGGUAUAGAGGUUCUAUGCCUUAUUCAGUUGAAGUAGAAAUGCAUAUUUUUCGCCUUUUAUCGGCAAUCUAAAUAAUAACGUACGCAUUCCUUCGCGAAUAAAGGACAAUAAUUGCCUUGUGUAAAUUUUAAAAGUUUUGGCUGAGUUAUAUAGUUUGUUUAUUUUAAAAACCGAAACUGCGUUGUUUCGUUCUAAUUACCUGCUAUUUGACGGAUGAAAUCGGACCCGUCUCUUCUUUCGUUUCCUUUCGGUUGCAAUCGUAUUUUGGAAGCAUCGUUAUCGUAUUUUUUAAAAUCAAUAAUUUUUCGUAUGACCUCAACCCAAAUCGCUAAGUGCGACGUUCUCAACUGUCUGUACUUCAGAGAGAAUUUACUUUUUCAAUAACACUUGCAUACAAAUUUUGUGCCAUCAGUUCCGCUGAGUUUGCUUGCGGUUUAAAGGUAGCAGACGCAGUCUUUCAGUUUAAUGAUUUUAUAGUUCCCAGCAUUACCUAUUUUUUGUAAGAGUUCUCUAUGAUAAUGAAUAUUUUAUACACUACUUAAUCUUGAGACCAGAAUAGAGUCAAUAGACGGAUUGUGUAGUUGCAAGCAUAACUAAUUUGUUUUAAAAGCUCCUUCUGAUUAUGCCUAUUAUACUACGUGUUUUAAAGGGAUGGAGCAAACAGAUCUCCUCUUUAGUUCUUACUUAAUGUUGAUGCAUUUUUCGAACGGGUUUGAAUUAAAAUAAGACCGAAAUUAUUGUCAGUUACCAGUUACUAUACUAAUUUUGUGUUUAAUUUCAAUACGGAAAUCCAAUCAACAAUAGAAAAAUUAUGAAAUUUUGAAUUAAUUAAAAAAAAAUUGAAUACACUUUGUUAACUAGGUUGGGUCAACUGUAUAGAACUUUAUAAACUUGUUGCUAAAGUGGUCUACUGCUUUGGGCAAAUCUACACUGGCAAAUAUCUCUACUUCUUUGAAAUUUGCAAACCAUUUUCGAUCAUUGUUGCAACAUUUUGUUGUAAAUUUGAUUGACGUUUUGUUUUUGCUCUAGUUCCUUAAUUUCAAAUCGUGAACGCCAUUUUGUUCGUAACACGAAAAUAGAGCUGUAAAUAAAAAUUUGUUUAUUAUUGUCAAAGGAUUUGUUUUAAUUUGACCUCAUGUGAUAUAAUAAUGUGAGUGUGUAUUGAGGAUUAGGCCAUAUUGGAAUUUCGUCUAUUCAAGACAUUGUAUAAUGUUCACAGUUUACCUCUGUCUCGAACCCGCAGCUCACUGCUCUCAUCUCGCUGUUUUUAACCAUCCAGAUUUUUAUUUUAUUAUUAUUUUUUUUUCUGGGAUCUUUGCUCAAAACAAGUUUUGUGAUAGUGUUCUUGCAUUGAUACGUUAGUGUUGUCUUGUUUAUCAAUAGGGUUACUUCUUUAGUUCCAUUGUGGAACUCAUUGUGAUUUUUUUGUGUUUAACUAAGCGUGUUCAUUUGAUUGGUUUUAUUGUACUGUUUUUCUUUUUGACUUCCUGAAACAUCUUGGGUUGAAAAAAAUUACCAUUAAAGUUUAAUUUUGGGCUGUGCAGAGUUAGUAAAACGACUAGAGUCGUCUGAAAUAUAAUUUACAUCAUCGACUAAUUGAAUGUAUCUUUCUCAAAAAUAAUACUGGGGUUCAACUUUAAUGUUAAAUAAAAGAGAUUAUGCAAACCGUUCUCAGUGUAAGACUGAAGUGUUCUAUUUUUUCUAUCAAUUAUUGUAUUAUAAAUGAGAAUAUUU
This is a messenger RNA of Hyalella azteca, 9847 nucleotides long. RefSeq lists its product as uncharacterized. The record is from RefSeq and is a predicted model, not a curated record. Lineage: Eukaryota; Metazoa; Arthropoda; Malacostraca; Amphipoda; Hyalellidae. The coding region runs from base 436 to 7209 and encodes 2257 amino acids. The transcript has 21 exons.